Molecule: messenger RNA, 2355 nt
Organism: Zychaea mexicana
Lineage: Eukaryota; Fungi; Mucoromycota; Mucoromycetes; Mucorales; Lichtheimiaceae
Product: TRAPP trafficking subunit Trs65-domain-containing protein
Exons: 7
Coding region: 150-2270 (706 amino acids)
Biological process (GO): intra-Golgi vesicle-mediated transport
Cellular component (GO): TRAPPII protein complex; trans-Golgi network
Source: RefSeq, a predicted model, not a curated record
GAAAAAAGCAAGUCUAUUUGGCCCUGUGCAACAAAAUUCAGCACAAACUAAAUAACGCUGAGUUUCCCUAGAGUAGCGAAUUAUUCAGGCACCAAGCAACCCUAAAGCUCUCCUAUUUCCUUCUACAAACUCGAAAAGCGAAAGCGAGAAUGGACACGAGUGGUAUAUCCUCGGAGCUGUUCUUCAAUGAAGCCGAGUUUCGCGUCUUGAUUCCCAACGUUUCAACUGAAUCCGAGCCGUCUCCCCAAGAAAUACUCUCAACCCCGUCUCGUCGAUUUACAUUCUAUGAUGAGCACUUGAAAGUGUAUUUGUAUGCGCGUAUACCCCAUCAGCUUGCUGGUACAGGCGAUGAAGUACAGCAAACCAUUAACACGUUCUUCAACCAACUUGAUGUCCACCUCGAAACCAGCAUUGUCGAUAGCAACCCACACCCACAGCCUGCAGCCGUCCCUCCACCACUCCAGCCUUCGUCCUCGUUUUCUUCUUCCUUUCACCACCGCUCCAUUACACAGAAGUGGAACCCAUCGUCGUCCGCACCGUCGUCGCCGAAAACGCAUAAGCGCGAACUCAGUAUGGGUCAACGCGGUCCCAUGUCUGCAGGCACGCCACCACAACAGCCUGCAAACGAGUCUGCUCUACCGUUUUUCUCGCACACAUACAAUAGCCGAGGAAAGGAUCCAGAACCAAUCGUGUUUGAGCAUGAAGAGGCAUAUUGCUGCAUUUACUCGCUGACGGUGCCUAUUUUAUAUGUCAAGACACGAAGCAAUAAUCCUCUACUAUCGUUUGCCUUCAAUGUAUCGUAUCGACCUAUGACAACAAACAACCGAUCUCAUAAGCAGGAUGAAGAUAAGACAGAGGAGGGCACGGAAGACUAUGAUGCAGAUAUGUUUGAGACAAUUGAUUUGCUCAAUGGGCUUUCUGAAGAUCCUGUUUUCUCUACUGCAAAAUUACACCAACGAUUUGUUAUUGAAAAGCAUAGCAGGCAAUCGAGUGGCAGUUUCUCGCAAAGCAGCCACUCUACAUCACAAAUGCUUACAUUGCGACGACAUGUCCGGGAAAUGCUUUCCGUGCGAUCAGGCGUCAAUGUGAAAAUGCGAACUACCAACGCCUCUGUUGCCGAUAAAAUGGUGAUGAUGUCAGUAGAACUUGAGAACCCGCUGGAAACAUCGUGUAGUUUUGUUGUCGAUAAGGUGGAGGUCCAAGUAUCCAACGCGGUGGUUUCCGUGGCCUUUUCGAAUGACGUAAAGUUUCCCAUCACCUUGGAAACGCUAGAUCAAAUGGUGUUUUUGUACAACGUAACCCUCUUGGAAGACGGAUCAGCAAAACCUCCUCAACAAAUGCCACGCAUGUUCCCAGCGCGUAAUCGGAACACGCCAGCCAUGCCAGUGCAUUACCAGGAUGAGCGGUUGCAGCCACAACGCGUAUCAAUUCAAGUCUUUGGAGCUCCACUUAUUGACGGUGUGCGCGCUGCACCGAUGCGAUCCAAGUGGAACACUAUGCUGGACGUAAUGGGGAUGCGACAAAAGCGAGAAGAACCCGAUCCACGCUUCUCUUCGCUCCUUGCAUCCUCUACAAACUCAUUUAUAGCUUCACGGUCGUCUGCUGCAUCGCUUUCCACCAGUGUCUCUGUGUCUCCGGGUGCACGGUCGGUCGGCAGUCCAUUGGGCCAGGUGAUGGAUGGAAGAAAGAGAAUGAUAAUGGCUACAUCAAAUAUUGCAGAAUCUGGUCCACAGACACCAGUGGGUCAGCGCGCACCACCCGUGCCUGGUGUACCUGCACGAAAAUCCGAAUCGGAGGUGGUCGAUGGUAUUGUCGUGUCCUUCACGGUGCCGGCCAGCAUCACUGUCGGCAAAAUAUUCCCGCUACAGAUCUUUAUUGUCAACCGUUCCAAGCAUACUCGACGAUUUAUGGUCACCAUACCCAACCGUAAGCGUCAACAGCAUACGGCAGAACAUAUGGUAAAGACAACGUUGCCACCGCUGCCUAUUGAACAAAACCCCAUUGACCCAUACAUGGAUGAAGCAGAAUUCUUGCGACAGUAUUUUGAUAAUGAGACGCAUGAAGCGGAUAUCAUUUGUCUAGAAAACAACGUGCGACUAAGCCCUCUCGGCCCUUCAACAUCACAAGCAGUUGAUGUUCGAUUUAUUGCAGUCAAGGAACGAUUGCACACAAUCGAUUUGAUCCAACUUGUGGAUCAAGACACUGGUUUCGUUACUAACCUUCGUCACGUAUUAGAGAUAUUCGUCGACAAACGCACCGAUGAUGUGUAGAUCUUAUUUUGAGUGUACAUUACAGUAAAUAGCUUCUUUCCUGCCUUAAACGCCCUCUUCUUAUACAUAAAUAAUUAUUAUCCAC